AUGUCCACAGCCGCGAAACUGACCCUCGCGGGCACAACCGCCAGCGCAAUUGGCAUCGUCGUGCUCGUGCACUUCCAGCAGCAAGCCGAGAAAGCCGCCAUGCACGCCGGCGUCGUCCGCGACGUCGAGCAGCAGCGGCUCAAGCGCGAGCGCCAAGCCGACUUUGACAUGCAGCGGCGCCUAGAAGAAGAGUACCGCAAGGUGCAGAGCGUGACGGACGGAGCAGGCAAAACGGCACAAUAA
Messenger RNA from Aplosporella prunicola CBS 121167, 243 nucleotides. RefSeq lists its product as uncharacterized. Bases 1 to 243 code for a protein of 80 amino acids. Gene Ontology annotation, biological process: mitochondrial respiratory chain complex IV assembly. Gene Ontology annotation, cellular component: mitochondrion. The record is from RefSeq and is a predicted model, not a curated record. NCBI's taxonomy places the organism in Eukaryota, Fungi, Ascomycota, Dothideomycetes, Botryosphaeriales, Aplosporellaceae. The transcript has 2 exons.